CCAAUAGGAAAACGCCUAACGAGGCUGAUUUAAAGACACGCAGAGGGAGGCGCAGCUUUAGCUGGCCGGGCACAGUGAGAUCCCCCCGCAAUACACCGAGCAGAAUUGCAGAUCUGUGUUGUUAAGCGGAAUCUGAAAUAUGGAUGAACUGCAGGACGUCCAACUGACGGAGAUCAAACCCCUUCUGACGGAUAAGAAUGCCGGUCGGAACUUUGAAGACUUUGAUGGACAGGAGCAUGAUAUUGAGACUGCUCAUGGCGUGUUGCAUGUCACCAUGCGUGGUGUCCCGAAAGGAAAUAGACCAGUGAUCCUGACGUUCCAUGACAUCGGCCUGAAUCAUAAAUCUUGCUUCAACACAUUUUUUAACUAUGAAGACAUGCAUGAAAUCACACAGCAUUUUGCCGUUUGCCAUGUGGAUGCCCCCGGACAGCAGAUGGGAGCACCUUCAUUUCCAUCUGGGUACCAGUAUCCUACAAUGGAUGACCUGGCUGAGAUGUUGUCUGCUGUCCUAACACACCUAAGCCUAAAGUCCGUCAUAGGGAUUGGGGUUGGAGCCGGUGCCUAUGUGUUGUCCAAAUUUGCACUUGAUUACCCUGAACUGGUGGAGGGCCUUGUACUCCUCAACAUUGACCCCUGUGCCAAGGGAUGGAUUGACUGGGCAGCUUCCAAGCUUUCAGGAUGGACCUCUAAUGCCGUGGACACUGUUCUGGCUCACCUCUUUGGUUAUGAUGAACUUCAAUCAAAUCUAGAUCUCAUUCAGACCUACAGACUACAUAUUGCUCAAGAUAUCAACCAAGAUAACCUUCAUCUUUUUUUAAAUUCCUAUAAUAGCCGCAAAGAUCUGGAAAUAGAAAGACCGCUUCUUGCAGCGAAUAAUUCUUUAGGAACGCUCAAGUGCCCUACUCUGCUGGUGGUUGGUGACAGUUCUCCUGCAGUUGAUGCUGUGGUGGAAUGUAACUCAAGAUUGGACCCAACAAGAACAACACUUCUUAAGAUGGCAGACUGUGGCGGAUUACCACAAGCUGUACAGCCUGGAAAGCUGGCAGAGGCCCUAAAAUAUUUUAUUCAAGGAAUGGGAUACAUUCCAUAUGUUCAGCUCAGUCAUCUGAGCAGUGAAUCAGUGCCAGGAGCAAGUAUGACCAGACUCGUCCGUUCCCGCACUCACUCCGCCUCCAGCAGUGGCUCAACAGAAGUUCCCCGCAGCAGAUCUCAAACCAGCAAUGCCCACCUAGAGACCACAACCGGCUCGGCCAUCACAAACGAUAUCCAGGAAGCUCCACAGACACUGGAAUUAUCUUGCUAAAGCACUCCAGCACUACAUUUCCUAUAUCAGUCGAACAAUGAACCCAUCCUGACCAGCAACUCUAGAGAAAAAAAAUAUUCCCAUUUCUUUCCAUCAUUUGAUCUUCAUGUAACUUUGUGCAUGAACUUUCUAAAUAUCUAACCUAAUAGUCUUGAUACUUCUGGAAAAACUAACAGUUCUAUGUAUCAUUUCCUGUGUUUAAAGGGGAUUGCCAGGAGAAUGUAGUGGUUUUUCGUUUGGCUUGACCCCCCCUCUUUUUCAUAGUAUAAAGGGGUUACUCUUCCCCCCUCCGGCUGCUCUUGGGGGUUUAACAGAUAAUGCAAUUAGGUUUCACGUGCAGCUCUCGGCUUGUGAAAUGUGAGCUGAGCUUUUGGUAUGGGCACACAGAUGAAGUUUCGGUUUGGGAAACAUUGGUUAAUGAACCUGUACUCCAUUUUAAACCUUUACUAGCAAGUCUUCUAAGAACACUCCCUGCUAUUCUGCGCCCAUCUGAUUUAAUUUACCUUGGUUAGUGAGGCCUGACUUUAUGACCAUGACAUGUCAACUGCUAUACUUUUGACUAAUGGGACUGUAUCAGUUGACAUUAAGGGAACUUUCAUUGGACAGGGAGAGGACGGUUGUUGACCAUUUAGUUGGGUAAUGAAACUCUUGCUGUUAGGCUAUGCCUGCACUUUGUAGGGUUAACUACCAAUUUAUAACUAAUUUGUCUUUUAACAUCAAGACUGAUUCAGGGUCAAUAGUCCUACACAGGAGUUGACCCAGAGGGGCAGUCUACUGUUGGAACACAAGAGCACCAUUUGCCAGGGAAGCAGGAUCAAGUAAGUGCAAGCACUCUUGCCGUCCCCUAGAUUAAAUGAGUAGUUAUCCCUUGCAGUACCACUGCAAGUAAGGACUUUUAGUGUUCCUAGAGUUCAACUUCAAAGGGAAUUUUUCAGCAUGGGUAUGUAGGAGCCCUUCCUCAGGGAUAUUGAGAAGGCAUCAUGAUGAAUAUCCUUAUCGGUUUGGCUAAUGAUACAAGUAAAGCUUGCUUAUGGCUUCACCUCCCAGUGAAUGUUGGUUUGGUGUUGCUUCACAGAUAAUGUUGCUGAGAAAAUAUUUUCAGGUUUAAAGAAAACGUUUCAGGAUUGAAGUAAUGAGAGCUGCCAUUACAGACCUAAAACGGUCAUUCCAUCCUCCACUACUGAUCUAAAACAAGCCUACACCCAGAGAAAAGGGAGCGCCCAACUUGCUUGUUCUGGGUUGGUGACUUCCUGAACAACAAUGGCCCUAGAAUGUCACCCCCCAACAAGUUGGCAAUGGUAGCUUCCUGGUUUUCAUCCUGGUGGGUUUUAAGCUCUUCAAUCACCUACAACUAUUCUAAGAUGACCACUUGAAGGAUAGCUUCUUUUCAUACCCUCUUCCAGAGGGGGAAGACUUCCAUUCCCUCUGAAACUUCCCUUAAAUCUAUUGUGGGUUUUUUUUUUUUUUGUGUAGAAAUUGUUGACAUUUCAUUGGGUUUGUUUUUUAUAUUGCAGUUUAUAUUUUGACUUUUUCAGCUUUCACUCUUAUUAAAAAAAUUAAAAAAAAAAACUUUUUUUUAAAAAAACACUAGAAAGAUGGGGGGUGGAAAAACACACUUUGGGUGUGGUACUUUGGAGCUCCUAAGACUCUUUGCAUACUUCUCCCCCCCCCUCGUGGUGAUUUAAUGGUAGUUAGUUUUUAUGCACUUAAUAAUGUCUUCACUGCUGUGUUUGGGGUAGAAGAUGACACUGCCAGCACUUCACAGAAAAGCUUAUCUGAGCCUUUUGCUAGUAGCAUAAAAGGGAUCUUUUAUAAUGCUUAAAAAAAAAAGGCUCUUGCUGACAAAUAUUAGAUUUCUGCUUUAAGAGAAAUCUCUGGCUCCGUUCUCACUACUUUUGGAGCUCUUACUAUAGUUUCCUGGAUUAAACAGGAGCUGAAAUGUUCAGUUUUUCUUGCAGCGCCACCUGUUCAAAACUUUGGUAUUGCAGCUCAUCUAUUUUGCUAUAUAUUGCGUUUGUGAGUUCAAGUAUAGCUGAAUGUGUGGGCUUUAUUCUUAUCGUAAAUAACGGAUGAAAUCUUGUCAGCUGCGUGUGCAUUUUUUUUUUCUUGUCUAACUGGAAAUCUUAUAUAGUCUGUGCCUGCUCUUUCUGGUAGAGACUGCACUUAUUGGGUCUGACACCAAUGUAUUCCGACUUUUGGAGGAUUGUGCUUUUAAGUGAAUGUAGUUGUCCAUUAGUUACUGCCGAUUUGACUGCUGGUCACAUACUGUCUAGCUUCCAUGCUUUCAUUUUGUCUGCAGUUUACUUUUGGUGGCAAUGCCAAGCAGUCAAGAAUGCAGCCUAGACACGCAUACUGCAGUCUGAUCUCCUCCUUACAUCAUUGCUUAUUUUGCCACCAGUGCAACUUGUCAUGUGAGUUUAAAAUCGCAUGACAAGUCUCAUCCUAUUGUCAACAAUGGAAGCGGUCUGAUGGAGUCGCACCAAUUUUGAAAGCAGUUCUUGCACUACUUUUUGCAAGUUCAGGUACGACCUGCAUGGAUAUCUGUGCAUGAAGUCACAGAUGUCUUCCAAGGAGUACUAUUUUGAAAUAGUGCUAGUUCAAGUGAAGUAGCAUGGUUUCAAUGUUGUGAUUGGUAUGACCAGGGCUUGGAUCCUGCAGUUGUCCAUGCAGGGUAAGCAACUAGUUGAUGUAACUGCCACUCUCUCCAGCUGCACCUUCAUUGGUGGCUGCAUUCUGUUGGUGGGAGUAGAGACUCUUGGUACCUCCUGGGUUUGUGGAGCCAUGGGACUUAACGCUCUUCCCAAUGUCACUGGUGAUUGUCUAAGCUGAGAAGAGUCUUUAACACUGUGUAAGCUCCAAGACUUGUUUUUUGGAGUAAAGACAGUCUAAGAUACAAACAAAAGCAAGGCGAGUUAUGUAAAGCUGUAGAGUGGUUGGCAAGCUAAAUGCUUUGCCCUGCAUUGGCAAAUCUCAAGUUUAAACCUUUUUCGUUCACACCAUGUGGUCUCUGCCAAUGUGACACACUUGAGAUAAACUUCCUGUAAAAAAAUCUACACACUGAACAUUUCAUAGUAAAAUGUUAGUGGGUACCCACACUUCUAUUGACCACACAGAACAAAUUUUUGGUUUCACGGUUCACCCAGGAGCUGGUAAGCACAGGCGCCUUUGGAGAUCAGUACAUCAAUGAAUGCCCUCGACUAAAAGCCCCAAGCUGGUCUUCAAUUCUUUUGGUGCUUCAGUCUGCCCUUUUCCUAGCUGUACAUUAUAUACUCUUUGCUUUUGGUGUCCUUGCAAAGUGUUUCUUCUAUAAGAGUUCAGAUGAAUUAUGAAUGUUCUUUUAAACUAUGAAAGGGAACAUCUAAUACUAACCCAAUUGUAUUUUGUUCAUGUUGUCAUUAACGUUAAUAUAUAUUGUCCACUACAGUGUUUGUUUACUUAUGUAUUUGAGAAAGCAAUAGAUGGUUAUAUGGAAGCCUUAAUGACUUUACAGGGAAAAUAAAGUGAAUUUCAAGAUCUGUCAGCUUUCAAUAGAAAGGGAGAACUUUUCAUUGGACCUCUAUGCCAUGUGCAAGGGCCUCACUCCUUUAUUUGCUCAGUACUUGGCACAUUGGUUGGCCAAAGCCAGUAGUCAAGGUUCAUUCAAUGGAAAUGCAAAGACACCCAGCUUUAACUUUUUAACAUUUUACAAUUGUCAGAAUAGAUAAUUGUUGAGUGCUUUGCUCCUGGGACUGCCCCAGCUAGAGUACCUGUCACAUUUGAUGGGUGUAUUUGAGGCCAUUCAGAGGCAAGGAAGGCUGACGCUAGUAAUAACCUUCCUAAAAAUGCGAAUUCCCUGGCUGUCUAUGGAUUUAAUCCUUUGCGUUGCUGUCCUUGCACAAUCAUGUGGAAUAAAAGUAAGACUUAAAGGACAACUGUAGUUUAUGGAAGCACACCCCUACUCCUGCCCCAACUUCUUAACAUCGAAGGAAACCCGUUUAUUUAAAAGUUCCAAAGAAUUGCAUUCUGGACACGUGCCAGAAAUGUAACUGUCAUAAUGGUUGUGAUCCCAGCCAAACCAUCCAAUGACUGGAGUCAUAACUGAUCACAUAUUCAGUACCAUGACAGUUGAAGAUUAAAUACAGCCCAAGAUGGCCGCUUCCUUGGCUGAAAUGGAUAGGAGUGCUUUACUUCCACUUUAACCUGUAGCAGAGCUGCAUCCUAUGCAAUUUUUUUUAACCCUUGGGAAACUUUCUUCUGCUGCCCCUGUGUACCAAGACUUUAUAGACCUGUAUGGGACAGUCCCAGACAUUGGAGCAGUUUCUCAAGACAACCAUAUACUAGUGGAGGCCAGGAAAACCUUGCACAGGCUGUGACAAGAGUGUAUGUAAGAAGGUGUUGGGGGUGGCAGAGGAUUGUGUAUUAAAAGUACAGUUGUCCUUUAAGCCGAAGGUCCUAAUCUGCAUCCUUGUGCCAAGUUAAAGUCUAGACACCAUUUAAUCACCACAGUUGGCAAGGAGUGUUUUCAAAAGGUGAGAUCAUGAAUGUUGGCAGCUAUCAUUGCUGCAUGUUCUUCUGAAAGACAAAGUUCCUUGCACUGUGGGCAGAGUUCAAAUCUGGAAGACAUUGAAGACCUCACCAAAAAUAUAUAUGCUUGGGUGGGAUGUCAUGACAUUCCAAGUGGGAGUCUUUGUUCUCUGGAACCACAGCAAAUUGACUUCCACUCCAGCAAUGGCCAUGGAAGGAAAAGUUGCUUGUCUCGUUGGCCCCAAGUAAACCUUUCAAACAAUACCCCAUGCUGCACCAUCCAUCUUUGGCAGAUAUGUUGGAUGCACUUUGGCCACUGACGGUCUAAAAAGAGGUCAAACCCUGCUCCCUUUGGGAGGAACUAUUGUACAAGCUGAUAACCAGGUAGGUUGAUCAAGAUUUGAUGCUUCAUACUUUCCGUUUGGGUAACAUGCAUGCCAGUGUCAUUGUUUUGUACCAAAAAUUCUACUUAUGCUGAAAUACAAAAUUUCUAAAUCGGAACACCUAAAAUAUUAUGAACAGUUUAUCUUUACAUAUAUAUAUUCAAGUUUUUGUUAAAUAUAUACUUCUCUUCCCUUUUUGAAAUGUUCGUUUUUGUUGUUGGUUUGAUUUUUGGCGUGACACCCAAAAGACCCGCCUUUUAGAAACCACCCACUUUGGUGUUAGGGACGGACGUGAAUCUUUGUGGCUAGCGACUUGGUAUUUUUAGACCAAUAAAACCUAAAGGGAUUGUUUUGAAUUUGUAUCUUACAAAUGAACCUAUAUUAUAUAUAUAUUUUUCCUGUAGCUGAGCAAGAAUGUAGACUUGACUAUAACUGUUAUCAAUGAUUUUCUCCUGUUUAAAUAAAGGCAUUGUCUAAUUGACUUUGUACUUGCUAAUAAAACUGAAGUGUGUCGUA
Rana temporaria (common frog) is the source of this 6705-nucleotide messenger RNA. It is a transcript of the gene NDRG3, whose product is annotated as NDRG family member 3. The record is from RefSeq and is a predicted model, not a curated record. The transcript is spliced from 17 exons. Gene Ontology annotation, cellular component: cytoplasm. The coding region runs from base 140 to 1303 and encodes 387 amino acids. Lineage: Eukaryota; Metazoa; Chordata; Amphibia; Anura; Ranidae. Gene Ontology annotation, biological process: signal transduction.